Messenger RNA from Anarrhichthys ocellatus (wolf-eel), 805 nucleotides. RefSeq names its product cyclin dependent kinase inhibitor 1Ca (gene cdkn1ca). Gene Ontology annotation, biological process: negative regulation of mitotic cell cycle; negative regulation of cyclin-dependent protein serine/threonine kinase activity. The transcript is spliced from 2 exons. The coding region runs from base 97 to 630 and encodes 177 amino acids. Gene Ontology annotation, cellular component: nucleus. The record is from RefSeq and is a predicted model, not a curated record. Gene Ontology annotation, molecular function: cyclin-dependent protein serine/threonine kinase inhibitor activity. Lineage: Eukaryota; Metazoa; Chordata; Actinopteri; Perciformes; Anarhichadidae.
AUGGCCCCGACAGCAUUACAAUGUCCAGAGCUGAAAACGGCAACAGCUGAAACUACACCCAAAAGACUUUUCCAAAACUAAAACUCCACCAGAAGCAUGCAGAGGAUGGAUCCCAUCGGGCGCAGAGAGUCGGUCUGCAGGAGUCUGUUUGGCCCAGUGGACCACGAGCAACUGCACCGGGACUUGACGCUGAAGCUGCGGGAGAUCACGGAGCAGGACAGCCGCCGCUGGAACUUUAACUUCCAGACGGAGACGCCGCAGUCCGGAAGGUUCCAGUGGGAGGAAAUACCCGCAGACUGCGCGGCGGCCGUCUAUCAGGAGUCCGCACAGCCGAGGGACGGCGUCUGCUUUCCACGGGCCGGGGAGGACGACGGGAUGAGCGACCGCGAGGACAGCGCGGGGACCGACCAGGAGAACCGCUCCAGCGUCUCCAACACGCGCAAGUGUCCCACCGAAGCGACGCCCGUCCGGAGGAAGAGGACGCUCACAAAACCGGCAGCCAAGCCCGGAAGCAAAGCACGAAUCACAGAUUUUUUCUCAAAGAGAAGGAGGACGACAGAAACCAAGAGCAUCCUGAAUCCGUUCCCCACAAGUUCCAGUGAAGCAGCUUCAUGCAAAACAAUACGGUGAACACGCUGCUGAAAAUUAACUAUUUACUAUAUUAUGGACUGGACCAAGGCCUAUUCACUGCACCAAAGGAUUGUAUUUUGUGUUAUUUUAUUUUAUUUCAUUAUUGCCAGUUUUAGCGUCUGUCAACCGGGUUUCAAAUUAUACACUUUUCUGUUAUUUAUUCUAUUUAUGAACU